Coniophora puteana RWD-64-598 SS2 is the source of this 729-nucleotide messenger RNA. RefSeq lists its product as uncharacterized. The transcript has 2 exons. The annotation marks the transcript as partial. The record is from RefSeq and is a predicted model, not a curated record. Lineage: Eukaryota; Fungi; Basidiomycota; Agaricomycetes; Boletales; Coniophoraceae.
CCGUUCAAGCUUUGUGACCUCUCUGGUCGCAUUCUGCUAUGGUACCUUCCUGAUGUGGUUCCCGAGUGGCUACAGGCCCUUGUGUUUGGGUCCCUCCUUCCGGUGCAUAGGCAGCUCAAGGCUGGCAUCAGCGCCGCUAAUGCGGCCACAUUCCGGAACCACACCAGUUUAUUCCUCCCACCCCAGGCUUCCGGAAUCCAACCUGGAUCAAUCAACCUGUCUCCAGGCUGGUACCAAUCCGGUCAUGACAAGGACCCCACCCAUUAUCCCGAACCCUCUGCUAACUGGAGGGAUCUACAGGGGGACCUCGCCAGCACCGUGGUAGAUCUUUCCGGCCUUCAUGCCCUUGCUUCUGGCGUCCUCCGGCUCGUCCAUCCAUGGCAAUACAUCCAGGGGAAGGCUUGUAUGCGGUCACUCAGCGAUGAUAUCAACACCAGGAGCCACAUCAGACAGUGGGCUUCGGUCUUCAAUGCCGCCACUAUACUCUCUAACCGAGAGACAGUCCUCCAUAGAGAUGGUGGAGGUACAUAUCCUUGGUAUGACAUCUUAUCCACCCAUGGACGGUACCGGUAUGGCCAGCUAUCCUUUCCCAUGCUCAGGAUCGACCUUGACUACCGGCCGGGCACCAUGGUGCCAUUCUGUGGCAAGCUCUUGAGACAUGGAGUGCCGCACUGCCAGGGAGACCGGGUAUGUUGGGCUUAUUAUAUGAAGGAGGGUGUACACAGGCGU